Messenger RNA from Saccostrea cuccullata (small rock oyster), 2404 nucleotides. RefSeq lists its product as uncharacterized. The record is from RefSeq and is a predicted model, not a curated record. The transcript is spliced from 8 exons. NCBI's taxonomy places the organism in Eukaryota, Metazoa, Mollusca, Bivalvia, Ostreida, Ostreidae. Bases 1 to 1350 code for a protein of 449 amino acids.
AUGACAAGUUCACCUGAUCAGAAAGAUGAAUCUGGAAUAGAAUUUGAGGUCCAGACACAGGAACAGAGGGGGGAGACUUCAGCAUUAACCAAAGAACAAAUUCACGAAGAAAUUGAACAACUUAUCAGAGGCAUGGAGGUUAACCCUGGUCAGUUUGAAAAUUUGGCCAAGAUGACCAGAAUGGCAAUGCCAUCAUCUUCUCUGAGCCCCGCUGUAAAAGACUUACACACCGCUGUCAAACUUCGCAAUGUUCACCCUCCAUCCGGAAUCCAAACAGGGAGUCAGAAACGGAGCUUUUACACGGACAGCGACACAGAACAGACAGCCACUCCGCGACCAUCGAGUUACCGUAGCUACGACAAAACACAACAAACCAAAGACAAAUCCCGACUCCUAUUUUACAGGGACCCUUUCCCAGGGGGUAUACCAGUGGGGGAGGAAUUUUCUGUGGAGAAUCGAGCGAAUCUAGAAAGGAUGAGAAACAGACAGAUGCACAGAGAAAAACUCCGACUGGCCCAGGAACAGAAUAGCUACACAGAUAAAAGGAAGAGGGUGUACACAAGGAAACAGAGAGACCAGAGGAGAGCACAGCAAAUGGCGGGGCAGAUCCUGUCCCCAGAGGUCAUGUCAGAUAUAGACAACAGAUAUCCUCCCAGUGACCUGGGGUCAGAGAGUCAGUGGCGCCGGAGCCGCAGUGGUUACUCCACACCAGGGGGAAGCUGUGAUGAGAUGAAGUUGGGAAGAAACAUGAGAGCAGCUCCACGUCACAUUAUAGACUCCAUGGAUGCCCUCAGAUCAGCCAAUCAGCUCAGAGACAAGGACAAGAUAGAACGACUUAACAGACAGCAGCAGCUCCUACAGCAGCAGAGAGAUCAGAGGAAGAAAUUCCUGGAGGAACAGCGGCUCCGAGAGAAAGCCCAGCUGAUGGUGAACAAAGCUCUCCUGACAGACGAACUCAGUAAACACAGGUCCAACAGGUCUAGUCGGGAGAGCUUAACCGGGUUAGGAAGGCGAUCUAUCUCCAAUAAUUCCCUGGUGAAACGCUCAGUGUCUAAUGGCUCCCUGAACAAACGCUCAGUCUCCAAUGGCUCGCUGGCAAAUGCUGAUGGAGAGAUGGAAAAAGAGGACAAAAUGUCGGACAAGGUUGACCCUGAACCUGAGGGGCCCUCUCAAGGUCGAAUGUCAAGGUUAUCAAACCCAGCCUCAGAAAAAACAAACAAGAGUUCGGACUUUUUUGAUAAUGCGAGGAUUGAAGGACAGGGGAUUUUGAAUGAUUCGGACAAUGCGGAGGAAAAUGAUAAACUGAUGUCUGCGAUACGCAGUGAAUAUCAGAGACUGAGUACAUCAUGAGAUCAUAGGAUGUGAGAUCAUACUCGUGUACUCGAUAUUGUGAUUCAUCUCAGCUCAACAAGGUCACAAGCUCUACAUUAUCAUGUUGGAAUAAAGUUAAUGCAUAAGUAAGUUUGGUGCAUUUCCCUAGCAUUUUUAGUUGAAUAUUUUCAGUGAACAGAAAAGGAGAAUAUAGUAAUCGUAAUAUUGUGUGUGAAAAAAUAGCAGUUGCAUUUCAUUUGUGAUAUUACAUGAAGAAGUAAAACUCCUUUGUGUACAAUCCAUUUGGAUACUAAAUGAAUUCAUUAAUGUAUAUCUGAGUCUUACUGAAAAGAUAAAAAAUAUUUAUGUUGCAAGAAAAAUACAUUAUGAAUUGACAUGUAUAGUAAUUUUGAAUGAACUGUUCAUUAGAUAAGUACUUAAUAUUACCUGAAUAGGACUAGAAGGCAAACGUUUGGCAUGUUCACUUGUUCUAGGAGCAUAGUUUCCAGGAAAAUCAUUUCAUUUAAUAUUUAGCAGCAUUCUCAUUCUUACAAUUCUGUUUAUUGUAGUAAAUAUUUUACAUGUAUUUCAAAAUUAACUUGAAACAAAAAUUUGUUUUAUUGAAGACAGAGGUACUUAAAAUUAUAUUGCAUGUUGGACAUUGUAAAUUGUAUCUCUGUACUACAACAAAUUCUUCUGAGAAACAAGUACAUUGACUAAUGAAAUUAUACCUGUAUACAGGUAUGUAAUCUGUGAUCAGUAUUGACCUAGGUAAGGUCUGAACCCAGGGUUCUGUGAACUACAGGGGUGAUUGAAAUGCAUUUUGUUCCUCGAUGAACCAAAUACGUUUUAUACAAUUACAAUAUUGUUUUAAUAGAGAGAUUUUACUACAAGUCUUGACUGUGAUGAUUAUGUAUGUAUGAAUGCAGUUGUUGAUCGCUGCUUUAUUUUUGUACUUAUCUAUUUAUAGAGUGAGUAGCGUACAGUCAUUGGUUACUAUUUAUAGGAAUGAGUAGAGUACUGUCAUUUGUUAGUCUGUUAAACGGUGAUGAAGGUUUUACAUGUAGUUUACAAGAAAUAAAAUUGAGAAACA